GCCCCUCCCCUCACAUGAUCGCUGGCGAGGCUUUUAUCGCGCCCGCUCGCCUGUCCUGCUCGCCACUCGUUGCCUUUCCGCGCCCGGGCCGGCGGCGCCAUGGACGCGGCGCGCCGCUCCUCUCGUCCGCUCGUCCUGCUGCUGCUGCUCGGCGCCUGCGGCUUUUUCCAGUCCUAUGCAGUGGAAGUAGAUGUAAAGGAUGACUCUAAUGCUACGUGCCUGUAUGCAAAAUGGAUGAUGAGAUUUGUGAUAAAAUAUGAAACAAACAGUAGUGAUUAUAAAAGCACAACCUUGAAUUUGUCAUCCAGUGUGACACACAAUGGAAGCGUCUGUGGUAAUGACACACAGGCUGCGCUCCUGGCGGUGCAGUUUGGGGAAGGUCACUCUUGGAGUGCUAACUUUACAAAAACCAAUGAAACUUAUCAAGAGGACUUCAUCACCUUUACCUACAACACCAAUGACACUGCUGUGUUUCCUGAUGCUAAAAGAAAAGGACCAGUUACUGUUGUUUUAAGGGACAAUAUGCAUCCAGUUCAACUGAAUGAUGUCUUUGUGUGUCAAAGUACUGAGUUUUUGGAAGCAGAAAAUGUAACUCAGAUUUUCUGGAAUGUUACUGUGCAGGCUUUUGUUCAGAACGGCACAAUUGGUAAAAAAGAGUCUAGAUGUCGUGCUGAUAUGCCUACUUCUGCACCUACUGUUCUGCCUACUACUGCCAAUGCAACUACUGCAUCUACCACCACUCUGUCACCUGCUCCCACCGCCACUCCCAAGCCUGUGGAGACUCCAGUCACAGGAAACUAUUCUCUUAAAAGGGGAAAUGAUACUUGUCUUCUGGCAAGUGUGGGACUGCAGCUGAAUGUUUCCCAAGACAAGCCUCUUCUGAUCAACAUCAAUCCAAAGACAACGAGCGCAGAUGGUGCGUGUGGUAACACGACAGCUAUGCUGAAGUUGAAUGAUGGAAAUAGCACGUUGAUUGCGUUCACAUUUGCUGUUAAGAAUAUAAGUGCAAGUGCACAGAAAUUUUAUCUGAAAGAAGUGAAUGUUACGCUGCUCAACCGUCUGAAUGGUUCUGUCAUUUCACACGCAGAUAACAACAAUAUCAGCCAGUGGGAUGCGUUCCUUGGUAGUUCCUACAUGUGCAACAAAGAGCAAACUCUUGAGGUUAAUGAAAAUCUUCAAAUAAAUACUUUUAAUCUCUGGAUUCAGCCUUUCCGUGUGACAGCAAAUACGUUCUCUACAGCCCAGGAGUGUUCGCUGGAUGAUGACAGCAUUCUUAUCCCAGUUGUAGUUGGUGCUGCACUUGCUGGCUUGAUUGCCAUUAUAGUGGUUGCUUACAUAAUUGGCAGAAGAAAAAGCUAUGCUGGGUAUCAAACUUUGUGAAUCUAAACGUGAUUCCCGUUCUGAUUUCACUCUAAACAAAGCAAGUGCAAGUUCUGAAGUCCAAAAAAGAUCCCAAACUUAGGAAUAAUUGCUAGCCAGAGCUAAUUUGAGUUGAAAAACAAAGAGAAUGUUUAUCUCAGAUGAAGCAGAACUACGUGUUUAGUUUCCCUGCUCUAAGAAGACGACGUGGGUUUCCUAGCGCUGUGGAAGAUGUCAAAUCUUGGAUGAAUUCUCUAGGCUAAGGGUUUGAUCUUGAAAAAGUCCUGAAGUGUUUAGGAUUUAUUUCUACUUUAUGCAAAUUGUAGCCUGAAACAAGAACACAUUCUAAACACGUGUGGUGGGCAACUCCAAGAACAGCGUAGAAUUUGUACUUGCUUUUCUCCUCUGCAUCCCUUAGUUGUUGUCAUGAUUGUGGGUUAAGCUGGCAGCAUUAGUCACUAUGUUGACUUGUACGGUAUGUAACAAGGAUUGUACGAUGCCCAGUAACAACUUUGUUUUUCACAGAAUUCAACUUCAGGCUGGUGAUUAAGUGAUCUUUUCAAGUGGCAGCAGUAACUUACUUAGCUUUGACAGGAUUUGAGUAGCUUACUCCUGCCUUGGUGUAGUUUCAGGAAUCAUUCUUAUACCCUGGCUGUACAAACGAUAUGGGUAACCUGUACUGGCCAAAUGGUGGCUGUAUAGGAUGACUUCAGUGCCAUUUCCAAAUGCUUUCAAAAGAAAAUAAUACUGUUAGGCACUGAAUUCUUCUUCAUCACUUAUACCUUGGCAAUCAUCUAAAAUACUAAACUGAGGCAGAGUUCUGCUAAAUUACUGCAAGCUUUUUUUUGCUGUCAUCAAUUUAAAGGGAAUAACCUUUCUAAAUAUUCCAGAACUUUAAAGUGCACUUAACUUUAUAUCAUAUUCUGCACAGAACUGGUCUGUCUUGUUGCUUUGAAUGACCAUUGUUUGAAGACACUUUCAUUUAAUGAGCCAGUAUCUGUUGUUGCAGCCUGAGCUGCCUUGAAAUCUUGCUCUUGAAUAGUUCUCUGCCCAUCAAAAUUCGCAUUUUAACUGCCCGCCAUUGGCAUUCUGAAUGUUUAAUGUACUUUGUGUUUGUUUGCUGUGUAGCAUUUAUUAAUGUUAAGAAUGCAAAAGCCAAACAAGUCUGAGAUGGACCCACAACACCUAUUUUUCCUUGCUGUAUGGAAAGGAUAACUAGUUUAAAAAAUGCAGUGCAACUGGACUGUUCUUAAACUGCAGCUCUGCAGAGACUAACCCUUGCUGCACAACUUCUCUCUGGCCUCCUAGUGCUGUAAUACAUAGUUUUACUGCAUGGGAAAAAGAAGUCUUUCAGACUUUUAGAUAACUGUGGCUAUUUUGCAUAUGUCAUAACAUGAGCUGCCUAAACUAGUUAUUUAAUGAACGUAACAUGGUCUCCCCCUUUAGAAUGAGUUUAGCCUGCAUCAAAGCUUGUUUAGUGUUUUAUUAGUGUUUUCUAGGAUUGUAGAGAUGUCUGUGGCAUGUUUGUAUACAAAUCAUAAACUACUCUUCUUUCAGUAUUCUUUUUUAAGUGGUUUACUCUUGACACUAGCCAAGGAAGCAAGUAUGGGUGGGUAAUACUACAGCUUGUAGUCCACAGCUUGAAUUUUGCAUCAGUUACUGAAAUUAAUUUUAAAGGAAGUGGGGAACUACUCUGUGUUUAAUCCUGCAACAAACUUCAAGACUUUUGAUUUUUAAUUAAAAAAAAAAAGUGCAUCUAAUGAUUUUCAUAUUCUUACAUCCUCCAAUGCAGAAGUUGAUAUAGAUUUUUAGCAUUUUUGUGACUGAUGUUCAGUGGCACCGGUUACACAUGCAUUUCUGUUCAGGAGUAGUCACCACCCUGUACUCCUCUGGCCAUGCAAAUUCCUGAAGUGUGCAGUUUCCAGGCAAUGAUAUAGAAGAUUAGUGCAAACUGCUGACAAAAUCCAACAAUACUAGAAGUACUUUUGCAAAAACCUGCAACUUAGUCUUCAUUUGCAAAUCUCUUGUCUCAGAUUAUACUCCUAGACUGAUGUGCAGAUAACUGGUUCAAAAAACAUCUAAGUUUCAUCUGACUGCCUGUUGUUAUAAAACCACUACUUUUCCUGUAUGUAUUGCUCUGUAGGGAACUGUCAACCUGUUCAGCAUCUGCUCUCAAUAAUAAAGAUUGUUCUAUUUCUUAAGGAAACUUGUUCACAUUUUUAAACUGAUUUGAAAACAGA
Messenger RNA from Colius striatus (speckled mousebird), 3599 nucleotides. RefSeq names its product lysosomal associated membrane protein 2 (gene LAMP2). The coding region runs from base 100 to 1380 and encodes 426 amino acids. The record is from RefSeq and is a predicted model, not a curated record. Gene Ontology annotation, cellular component: membrane. Lineage: Eukaryota; Metazoa; Chordata; Aves; Coliiformes; Coliidae. The transcript has 9 exons.